This is a messenger RNA of Fonsecaea erecta, 1308 nucleotides long. RefSeq lists its product as hypothetical. Gene Ontology annotation, biological process: protein quality control for misfolded or incompletely synthesized proteins; protein deglycosylation; glycoprotein catabolic process. The record is from RefSeq and is a predicted model, not a curated record. Bases 1 to 1308 code for a protein of 435 amino acids. The transcript is spliced from 3 exons. Lineage: Eukaryota; Fungi; Ascomycota; Eurotiomycetes; Chaetothyriales; Herpotrichiellaceae. Gene Ontology annotation, cellular component: nucleus; cytosol. Gene Ontology annotation, molecular function: peptide-N4-(N-acetyl-beta-glucosaminyl)asparagine amidase activity.
AUGGCGGGGAACGCGCGGCCGCGCAUUCUCGACGACGAGUUCGACUUCAACGCCGCCGACCUCUCCAAACAAUUCGAGCAGCUGCUACGGACAAGGAGGUUAAAUGAACUGGAGGAACAAGCUAGAACACCUCGUUCUGCUUCUCCCCAUCUCGCACCUCCCGCCUCGUCACACACUGCACAUCCCCCAAACUCCGCACCUUCGUCCGUUGCUCCCAGUUCGCGCUCUUCGCAACACCAGCCGCCGACCUACACCUCUUUUCGCAGCUUUCCGAUCGUGCCGUCUCCUCCACAAGAUGGCCCUUCGCUGAAAUUCCGAAAUCUCCUCCUCACCUUGUCCAUGACCCCUGUCAAAUAUGAAAACCCCGGUCUUCUGGACGAAGCGUUAACACACGUGCCAAUCGACCGAAUCUAUGUUGAGGCAGAAGAGGAACAUAAUCUACUGAAAGCCCUCGCCGCCUCCAAAGGUGACAAUGCCAAACCAGAAUGGGGCUACCAGGACUGUGUUAUGAGGUCCCUUCUCAGGUGGUUUAAGCGCUCAUUCUUCACAUUCGUCAAUAAUCCUCCCUGUUCAAGGUGUCAUGGUGCCACCAUUGCUCGAGGGCAGACACCCACCACACCGGACGAAGUGGCUCGCGGAGCCACAAGAACCGAACUCUAUCAGUGCACAAAUCCCGGUUGCCAGGCCUUCGAAAGGUUUCCCCGGUACUCAGAAGUCUGGACCUUGCUUGAGACUCGGAGAGGACGGGCAGGAGAAUUCGCCAACUGUUUCAGCAUGUUGUGCCGUGCUGCGGGCGCCCGUGUACGGUGGGUGUGGAAUAGUGAAGAUCACGUAUGGACCGAAGUGUAUAGUGAGCAUCAACGAAGGUGGAUCCAUGUCGAUCCCUGUGAGGAGAUGUGGGAUAACCCAAGGGUGUAUACUGAAGGCUGGAACCGCAAGAUUGCCUACUGUAUCGCCUUCUCCAACGAUGGAGCCACCGAUGUCACCCGCCGAUAUGUUCGCAAUUCUCGUUACCAUCUUCCGCGGACCCGCUGUUCUGAAGAGGUGUUGCUUUGGAUCAUGCACGAGAUCCGCAAAAUUCGACGAGAGAAUAUGGACAAGCACGUACGGCAUCAAUUGAUGCGCGAAGACGAAAGAGAAGAGCGGGAGCUCCGGAGCUACGUGGCCCAGUCCCUGGCCAGUGACAUGAUCAACUCUAUGCCCGCCCAAGCCAACGCUGAUCGACCGGACGAAGUGAAGCAUCCCGUCGACAGACAACAAGAGGUGCAGUGGUCUCAGCAACACACGGAUCAAUCGGGCGACCGGUAG